Molecule: messenger RNA, 1501 nt
Organism: Anoplophora glabripennis (Asian longhorned beetle)
Lineage: Eukaryota; Metazoa; Arthropoda; Insecta; Coleoptera; Cerambycidae
Gene: Mulk
Product: acylglycerol kinase, mitochondrial
Exons: 5
Coding region: 225-1496 (423 amino acids)
Biological process (GO): protein insertion into mitochondrial inner membrane; ceramide biosynthetic process
Cellular component (GO): mitochondrion; TIM22 mitochondrial import inner membrane insertion complex
Molecular function (GO): acylglycerol kinase activity; ceramide kinase activity; ATP-dependent diacylglycerol kinase activity
Source: RefSeq, a predicted model, not a curated record
GUAGGUUAAAUUUAGGAUUAUUUUGAGGUUAAUAAACCCAAAAAUAAAAAUAUAUAGACGUGUUAUUAAUGUAAUAAGACUAGUAAGCAAAAAAUAGUUUUUUGUUUUCAUGGACUGCUUUUUUUAAUUAUUAUUUUUAUGAAAAUGUCUAUAUUUGUUAAAUAAUUACAUAGCACUACAACUUUCCUAAAUGUGGAUUAACUGUUAAUGUUAAUAUCUAAAAUAUGGCUUUUGUAAUGAAGACAGCACGAACCUUAAGAAAUCAUUGGAAAAAAUCUACAUUUGCAGCUGCGCUUCUUACAUAUGGCUUUGUUUCUGGUAAAACUUAUUUGGACAACCAAGCUUUGAUGAGGAACUAUUGUCUUAAAGCUGCAGAAUAUGGCAAAGAAACAAUAUCUGUACAUACGAAUCCUCGCAGCAUCACAAUAAUCUUAAAUCCUAAUGCAAAUAAAAGAAAAUCGCUAGAUGAAUUCGAAAAAUACUGCGCCCCUCUAUUACAUUUAGCAGGCAUCUCUGUUGAGGUUGUAAAAACUGAAUCCGAGGGACAUGCAAAGACUCUUAUGGAAGGUAUUGGGGGUACUGAUGCCAUUGUAGCAGCUGGAGGUGAUGGAACAUUAUCUGAAGUUGUCACUGGACUGUUGAGAAGGACAAAUGAAAAUACUUCCAAUUUAGUUCCUUUAGGUAUUUUGCCUCUAGGUAAAAAUAAUACUGUAGCAAAGAAUUUAUUUUCCUUGGAAAAGAAAAACAAUGUUCGGUUUUUGGCUGACGCCACUAUGGCUGUAAUAGAGGAAAUGACUAAACCUGUAGACAUAAUGAAAAUCGAAGUUUUAGAAGGAGACGAAAAUAUAUCUAAGAAACCAAUAUACGCAGUAGCGAGUGUAAAAUGGGGUGCUUAUCGUGAUGCCGAGGCUAAGAAAGACAGUUACUGGUAUUUUGGAGCAUUAAGGAAAUACGCAACAUAUAUUUUUAAUGGAUAUAAAAGUAGCCUUUCAUGGAAUUGCCAAGCACUUCUGAACUACAGUAUGCCAUGCAAAGGAUGUUCAAAUUGUAAAAGUAAACCUGUUACAGCGCAGAAAACCGGUUGGUUUCAAAGAUUUAUCAAAGAAAAUAGAUCUCACGAUAAAUAUUUUGGAGUUUACAAUCCAGAAUGUCAAACGUCUCAUCAGAAAGAAAUUGUCACAGCCGAUUUAGCGCUGUUAACAUCAAAUGCUAUACCAAAGAGUUUAAAUUCAAGGAACAUUCCAAAACUAGAAAUCCAAAUAGGUCCGGAUAAGUUGGAUUAUAUAGAUUUUGUUAAAAACGGGUGGAUGUCUGAAAACGGCAAAAGCAGAGAAGUGAAAGAAGUUAUUAAAGCCAGAACAAUACAAAUUAAUCCGCUGAAGGAAAAGGAAUCGUGGUUUUCCAUUGACAAUGAAUAUUACGAAGCAAAACCAAUAAAAAUUACUUUGCUGCCUGAAGCUAUAAACAUGUUUUGUAAAAAAGAUACAUCUCUCUGAGUUAU